Messenger RNA from Ziziphus jujuba (common jujube), 2702 nucleotides. RefSeq names its product protein KINESIN LIGHT CHAIN-RELATED 3. Lineage: Eukaryota; Viridiplantae; Streptophyta; Magnoliopsida; Rosales; Rhamnaceae. The record is from RefSeq and is a predicted model, not a curated record. Gene Ontology annotation, molecular function: protein binding. The coding region runs from base 49 to 2319 and encodes 756 amino acids. The transcript has 2 exons.
CAUUAUUUGAUUUUGGGAUUUUGUUGAUCUGGUAUUUAGAACAAAAAGAUGCCUGGAAUAGUUAUGGAUGGUAUUAGUGAAGAAGGGGUAAUGAAUGGAAUAAAUGGAAAUUCUACACCUUCUAAAGAAAAUGAAGCAGUGAGUAAAUCCCCAAAGAGUGCAUCAAGUCCACAGAACCCCCGUAGUGCCGGUCAGAGCCCCCGUAGUGCCGAUCAGAGCCCCAAGAAUGUUGUUCCUCAGAGCCCCCAGAAUGGAGGUCAUGAUCUUCCUGGUGAUAUGGUGGUUGACACCUCAAUCGAGCAGCUUUAUGAAAAUGUUUGUGACAUGCAAAGUUCUGAUCGGUCACCUUCGAGGCGCAGCUUUGGGUCUGAUGGUGAUGAGUCUAGGAUUGACUCAGAGCUUCGCCAUCUUGUUGGAGGAGAGAUGAAGGAAGUUGAGAUAAUGGAAGAGGAAGUGCUUGAAAAGCCGGUGGAUGAUUCUCGUAGUGAGUCUGCUUCAAAGAAAGGAAGUUUGUCUGCAGGUAAAAAACCAGGAAAGGUGGAGAGGACAAGAUCUGCUAGUACAAAAUCUGUUUCUUCUGGGAAUUCAAAGAAAGCUUCUUCCUUGCCAGUGGAUUCUGAAACAUCAAAGCCUAGUGAUACCAAGGACAAAACUCCAGAGAAACCUCCGAUAAAUAGGCGAGAUAAGAAUAUAAGGAAAUAUAAGAAGAAACAACGAAAUUCUCCUUUAGGAGGGGUGAAGCUACAGAAUGGAACUGAAGAUUCAACUGAAUCUGGAUUAGAUAAUCCGGAUCUGGGGCCCUUUUUGCUUAAGCAAGCAAGGGGCUUGAUUUCUUUAGGGGAUAAUCCCCAGAAAGCUCUUGAACUAGCUCUACGAGCAGCGAAAUCAUUUGAAAUAUGUUCAGAUGGGAAACCAAGUUUAGAACUAGUGAUGUGUUUGCAUGUUACAGCAGCAAUAUACUGUAGCUUAGGCCAGUAUAAUGAGGCAAUUCCAGUUCUUGAGCGCUCGAUUGAGAUUCCAGUGAUUGAGGAAGGCCAGGGGCAUGCCCUUGCUAAAUUUGCAGGUCACAUGCAGUUAGGUGAUACUUAUGCAAUGCUGGGCAUGCUUGAGAAUUCAAUUAUGGCUUACACAACGGGAUUGGAAAUCCAAAAACAAGUUUUGGGAGAAACAGACCCAAGAGUUGGUGAGACCUGUAGAUAUCUGGCUGAAGCUCAUGUUCAAGCGUUGCAGUUUGAUGAGGCUCAGAAGCUUUGUCAGAUGGCUCUUGAUAUUCAUAAACAAAAUGGUUCCCCUGCUUCUGUGGAAGAGGCAGCAGAUAGGAGGCUCAUGGGUCUUAUAUGUGAAACAAAGGGAGAUCAUGAAGCUGCUCUGGAGCACCUUGUUUUAGCCAGCAUGGCAAUGGUGGCAAAUGGACAGGAAGUGGAGGUUGCUUCUGUUGAUUGCAGCAUUGGAGAUACAUACUUAUCUUUGUCUCGGUACGAUGAGGCUGUUUUUGCUUAUCAGAAAGCACUUACUGUGUUCAAGACCUCCAAAGGUGAGAACCAUCCAUCCGUUGGUUCAGUUUUCAUCCGUCUAGCUGAUUUGUACAACAGAACUGGAAAAUUGAGGGAAUCAAAAUCUUACUGUGAGAAUGCCCUCCGAAUUUAUGAGAAGCCUGUUCCUGGAAUUCCUCCAGAGGAGAUAGCUAGUGGCCUCACUGAUAUUUCUGCUAUCUAUGAAUCAAUGGAUGAGCUUGAGCAGGCAAUCAAGUUGCUACAGAAGGCUUUAAGUAUAUACAAUGAUGCUCCUGGUCAGCAGAGCACAAUAGCUGGAAUUGAAGCUCAGAUGGGGGUCAUGUACUAUAUGCUGGGGAAUUAUUCAGAAUCUUACAACUCCUUCAAGAGUGCCAUUUCAAAACUCCGGGCAAGUGGAGAGAAGAAAUCUGCCUUCUUUGGAAUUGCUCUAAACCAAAUGGGGCUUGCCUGUGUACAGCGUUAUGCUAUCAAUGAGGCUGCGGAAUUAUUUGAAGAAGCAAGGACUAUUUUGGAACAAGAGUGCGGACCAUAUCACCCUGACACACUUGGGGUAUAUAGCAACCUAGCUGGCACAUAUGAUGCAGUUGGCAGGUUGGAUGAAGCGAUCGAAGUCUUAGAGUAUGUUGUUGGCAUGAGGGAGGAAAAACUAGGGACUGCAAAUCCUGAUGUGGAUGAUGAGAAAAGAAGGUUGGCUGAGCUACUGAGAGAAGCAGGAAGAGUCAGAAACAGAAAAAAUAGGUCGCUGGAGAACCUCCUUGAUUCCAACUCACAUGGAAUAACGAAUGAUGAUAGUAAGUUAGGAUAAAAAUGGUUUUCACAUUUCAGGAAUUAAUUAUGUUGUAUUAUACCACUAUUUAAGAGCGAGCCAAGAUUUAAAAGAAAAAUGAACAAAGAAAUAGAAACAAAAUAAUAAAGAAAUAGUUGAUGGUUGAUUGUUUAUUAGAUUCUUGUUGUGGAGGGUGAAUGAAAUGACCAUAGGUGGGGUUUUGGUUGUAUAAUUUUGUUUACCCUAUCAUAUCGGUCAAAGUUUAUAAGUUAUUCUGUAUCUCACUAUUUUAGAAAGUGUUCUAAGACAUGGUGGUGCUUCCAUUAUAUGUAUUUUCACCAUUCAUGAUCUAUACAUUUGUUUACAUUGUACUGACUGACAUAUUUCUUUAGAUAAUGUACACUUUUGAUUUAUAUUAAGAA